Molecule: messenger RNA, 1788 nt
Organism: Fulvia fulva
Lineage: Eukaryota; Fungi; Ascomycota; Dothideomycetes; Mycosphaerellales; Mycosphaerellaceae
Product: putative indole-3-pyruvate monooxygenase
Exons: 4
Coding region: 1-1788 (595 amino acids)
Molecular function (GO): flavin adenine dinucleotide binding; NADP binding; N,N-dimethylaniline monooxygenase activity
Source: RefSeq, a predicted model, not a curated record
AUGGCCGCUGUCAUCUUGCCAAAGAGUCCACACGACAUCACACUACCUCACUUUGGCGGAGCCAGCCCUACUGUAUCGCCGCAAAAGGUUGAACAGCCUUACGAAAUUGCACAGAAAUGGUUGACAUCCUUCGAACAAGUCCUAGCCAACCAAGACGCCAUCAAGCUUGGGCCUCUACUCCAUGAAGAUAGUUGGUGGCGAGAUCAUCUUGCUCUGAGUUGGGAUCUGCGUACCAUUCGUGGUAGUAGCCAGAUCCUUGACUUUGUUAGUCCAUUGCUCGAAAAUGCUGGCCUACACAACUUUCACCUUCAGGAGAAUGGCAAGUUCGCACCACACAAAGAUCAACCGAUCCCGGAGCUGGAAUGGAUCGAGUUCAUGUUCUCAUUCGAUACAUCCGUCGGCCACGGGAAGGGCAUGGUCCGCUUAGCCACUUCGCCUAGUAAUGUCUGGAAAGCGCACAUGAUCCACACCUCACUACAAGCACUCCGAGACUUUCCAGAACUGAAGGGCGAUCUGCGUCCGCACGGAGGUACCAACUCUCUCAAAGGCGGCGUGGCUGAGGGUAACUGGUACGAGAGACGGCAGCGUCAAAAAAAGUUCCUCGAUGACGAGCCAGAGGUACUGAUCGUUGGUGCUGGCCAGUCUGGACUUAAUCUAGGUGCCCGUCUCCAGGCCUUGGGUCUUUCUGUCCUGAUUCUGGACAAGAAUGAGAGAGUUGGCGACAACUGGAGACAUCGAUAUCGGACGUUGGUCACACAUGAUCCGGUUCAGUACACCCCCAUGGCGUACAUGAAGUUCCCGGAGAACUGGCCGUUAUUCACUCCUAAGGAUAAGCUCGCCGAUUGGUUUGAGUUGUACGCCAGUGCCAUGGAGCUGAAUAUUUGGCUGAGAUCCACCGUGAGAUCUGCAGAAUACAAUGAAGGCAGUCAGUCCUGGAGUGCAGACGUACUCCGAGCCGAUGGAAGCCACCGAAGCAUGAAGCCGAAGCACAUCGUCAUGUGCACAGGACACGCCGGGGAGGCCUACAUUCCCAAAUUCCCUGGCCAUGAGCUCUUCGAAGGCGCAGUAUACCAUGGCAGUCAGCACAAAGACGCCACAUUCCAAGACAACAUCGCCGGCAAAAAAGUCGUCGUGCUACAGCGGAAGGGCACAUACGUAAUCUCCGCCAAACAAGGCCUUUUCAUGCUGCACGAGGGCAUGUACGAUGAACACAGUCCACCGACCAAGGAUGCAGACGUCGCAGGACAGAGUCUCCCGAUCCCGGUCCAGUUCGCGCUGAAUAUUGGCUUGACGGAGAGUAUCAAGACCGUUGAGAAGUCCAACAUCGACGGCUUGACGAAGGCGGGAUUCAAGCUUGAUUUUGGGCACGAUGGAUCUGGGAUAUACCGGAAGUAUAUUGAGAUAGGGGGAGGGUACUACAUCGAUGUCGGAUGCUCCCAGUUGAUUAUCGAUGGGAAGGUCAAGGUUGAGCAGAGCCCCGAGGGCAUCAAGGGGUUCUCGGAGCGCGCUCUUGUUCUUGCAGAUGGUCGAGAGCUUGAGGCUGAUGUUGUGGUCUUGGCGACUGGGUAUGAUAAUAUGAGAACGACUGUGCGGAAGAUUCUGGGGGACAGGAUUGCGGAUCGAUGCAAGGAUGUGUGGAAUUUGGAUGCUGAAGGUGAAGUCAAUGCUAUGUGGCGGCCUUCUGGUCAUCCGAAGCUGUGGUUUAUGGGAGGAAGUCUUGCGUUGUGUCGAAUUUAUUCACGACAUCUUGCGUUGCAGAUCAAAGCAAGCAUUGAAGGUUUAGUGUAA